AUGGAAAAAGAUUCAAAUUCAAAAAAAGGUAUCUUAUCUUUUUUCCAAGAAAAUGUAAAUAAUAAAAUUAUUAAAAAAAAUAGUCAAAUUGAGCCAAUUCAAAUCGAAUCUGAUAAUGAUGAUUUAAAUGAAAAGGCAAAUGAAAAUCUAAAUGAAAAUCUAAAUGAAAAUCUAAAUGAAAACCCAAGCGAUUCAAUUACUAAGGAUUCAAAUAUCAAUGAGUCAAUUAAUGAAAGCAUACCAUCAAAUAAUGAUAAUGUAAAAUUAACUUCUACAAAUAAUGUCGAAAAAAAUGGUUCUAUUCCAGAUAAUUCUUCCAAGAAGGAAGAUUUAACAAAUAAUAUAAAUAGAAAAGAGCAAAGUACUAAAAGGAGAGAAGCUAUAUUAAAGGAAAAAUUAGAAAAGCAGCAACAAAGAUCAAUUGAAAAAAAGAAAAAAGAACUACAAAGAGAAGAAGCUAAACGUUUAAGAGAAGAAAAACUAGCAGAAGCCAAACGUUUAAAAGAAGAAAAAUUGGCUGAAACCAAACGUCUGAAAGAAGAAAAACUAGCAGAAGCUAAAAGAUUAAAAGAAGAGAAAUUAGCUGAAGCCAAACGAUUAAAAGAGGCAAAAUUAGCUGAAGAGAAAAGAGAAAAGGAAAAGUUAAAACUUGAGCGUGAAGAACAAAGGAAUCAAUUAAAGAAAGAAAAAGAAUUAGAAAAGCAACGACUAUUGGAUGAGAAAAGGGCUAAAGAGGAUGCCAAAGAACGCGCACAAUCAAGAAUUGUCAAUUUCUUUAAAAGAGUUUCAGAUUCCAACUUAAAAACUUCUAAUGAAACAGAAUAUUCUAAUUAUUUUAAACCAUUUUAUUGUAAAGAUAAUGUGGAACUAUUCAAAUAUAAAUCAUUGCAAAAUAUUGAUCAAAUUGAUUCUUUAUUAUUUGGUUCGGAUAAUGAAACUAAUAAUGGCAUUAAUACUGACAUUUUAACUUGGUUAGAAUCGCAAAAAACUAAAACUAUGAAUAGAGGUCACCCCAUUGAAUAUACAGCAGUUAAAUUAUUACAGCAAAUGACUUCUAAGGAUAAAACUGAUGAAGAAUUACAAAAGAUUUUAAAGACAAUACCUCAUAAAUAUAUAAAAUUUUAUGAAAAUGUAAGACCACCAUAUAUUGGUACAUAUUCUAAAGAAAUCAUCCUACCAAGGAUAAAUCCAUUCAGUACAAAAGAAACCGGUUAUAAUUAUGAAUAUGAUUCUGAUUUAGAAUGGGUAAAUGAAGAAGAUGAUGAAGGUGAGGUGGAUAAUUUGGAAAGUGGAGAUGAAGAUGAUGAAGAUGAUGAAGAUGAAGAACCAAGUGAUGGUGAAUUCGAUGGGUUCUUAGCUAAUGAGUCUAAUGAUACUAAUGGCAAGACAAAGAAAAGAAAGAUUAUGGGACCUUUAAUCCCUACAGUCCAUUUAAAAAUUGAUAUCGAACAAUUAGACAUAGAAGAUAAAGAAUAUUUCCACAAUUUAUCGGCCAUUUGUUUAAUACCAGAUACUCAAUUCCCAAUUGAUCCAAAUUACACUCCAGUAACAAAAAUCAAUUCUAAUAAUUCAAGUAAAAAAGACUUGGCAUCAUUAGUGAACAAUGAAAAUAAACGUUCGUUAGACGAUAAUGAAAGCAAAGAAGGUACACCUGGAGCCAUAUCUAGUCAAGGAUCCUCCACUCCAAAGAAACCAAAAACAAUUAUUACAGAUAUGAAUGAUAUCUUGAAACUAAUAAAGGAAAUUAAUGGCAGUAACUUUUCAUUAGGUACAAUAACUGAAAUCGUUCAGCAUAAAUUGCCAAACUAUAACAAACAGACUAUCAAAAAUACUAUUAAGCAUUAUGCCAUUAGAAGCUCAGGAGGGGUUGGCAAUACAUCCAAGAUUUGGGAUAUUAAGGACAAAGCACUCUUACAGCAAGCAUCAAGCUAA
Henningerozyma blattae CBS 6284 is the source of this 1932-nucleotide messenger RNA. It is a transcript of the gene RLF2, whose product is annotated as Rlf2p. Gene Ontology annotation, biological process: nucleosome assembly. The transcript has a single exon. NCBI's taxonomy places the organism in Eukaryota, Fungi, Ascomycota, Saccharomycetes, Saccharomycetales, Saccharomycetaceae. The record is from RefSeq and is a predicted model, not a curated record. The coding region runs from base 1 to 1932 and encodes 643 amino acids. Gene Ontology annotation, cellular component: CAF-1 complex; nucleus.